This is a messenger RNA of Lampris incognitus (smalleye Pacific opah), 1321 nucleotides long. RefSeq names its product ATP-sensitive inward rectifier potassium channel 10. NCBI's taxonomy places the organism in Eukaryota, Metazoa, Chordata, Actinopteri, Lampriformes, Lampridae. The record is from RefSeq and is a predicted model, not a curated record. Bases 56 to 1321 code for a protein of 421 amino acids. The transcript has 6 exons. Gene Ontology annotation, biological process: potassium ion import across plasma membrane; regulation of monoatomic ion transmembrane transport. Gene Ontology annotation, molecular function: inward rectifier potassium channel activity. Gene Ontology annotation, cellular component: plasma membrane.
GCAGGGCAGGGAGUUGAAUUGUUACCAUGGAGAUGGAAUACAUCCUUUUAGAAAGAUGACAUCUGCCACACCCCCUUCCUCCCGUAGCUCCUCCCCUCAGAAGGUCUGCCACUCUCAAACACAAACGGACAUUUUGAAACCAUUAUUGGGAGGUGGCGUUUCCGGCGGGGGCGGGGCCUUGAGGAGGAGGAGGCGUGUGCUGUCCAAAGAUGGGCGGAGCAACGUGCGCAUCGAGCACAUCAGCGGGCGGAGUGCGCUGUACAUGCGUGACCUCUGGACGACCUUUGUGGACAUGCAGUGGCGCUACAAGUUCUUCCUGUUCACGGCCACCUUUGCUGGGACCUGGUUUCUCUUCGGCGUGCUGUGGUACCUGGUGGCACUGGUUCAUGGAGAUCUGCUGGAGUUCAACCCUCCGUCCAAUCACACGCCAUGUGUGAUGCAAAUGCAGACCCUGACCGGGGCCUUCCUUUUCUCCCUGGAGUCCCAGACCACUAUUGGCUACGGUUUCCGCUGUAUCACCGAGGAAUGUCCAGCUGCCAUUAUCCUCCUCAUCAUCCAACUGGUUAUCACCAUGGUGAUGGAGAUCUUCAUCACCGGCACCUUCCUGGCUAAGGUGGCUCGGCCAAAGAAGCGGGGUGAGACGGUGAAAUUUAGCCAGCACGCUGUGAUCUCCAGCCACGAGGGCCGGCCGUGCCUCAUGAUUAGGGUGGCCAACAUGCGCAAGAGCUUACUGUUAGGGUGUCAGGUGACGGGAAAGCUGCUCCAGACAUCCCUGACCAAGGAGGGAGAGACAGUUCGUCUGGACCAGCGAAACGUGCCUUUCCAGGUGGACACAUCCAGUGAAAGCCCCUUCCUCAUCCUUCCCCUAACUUUCUACCACAUCAUUGAUGACAACAGCCCCUUGAGAGCAUGGGCAGCUAAGGGUGGUGGCUGGACGGAUCCAGAGCUGGCUGACUUUGAGCUGCUGGUGAUAAUGAGCGCCACGGUGGAGCCGACCUCCGCCACCUGCCAGGUCCGUACCUCCUACUUGCCGGAUGAGAUUCUCUGGGGGUAUGAGUUCCCUCCUGUGGUCUCCCUCUCCCCCUCGGGGAAAUACGUGGCCGACUUCGCCUUCUUUGACAAAGUGGCCAAGACCAAGACCACACCUGUUUUCAAACCCUCCGGCCCCCAGCACGGGUACCAGGGCAACAGGGGUGGGUCUGUGCCAGAGGGGGCGGACCCAGAGAAGAUUCGUCUUGAGCAGAGCUACAGGGAGAGGGGGGAGGACCGCGGCAGGGUCAGAGACAGCAGCCCGCUCAGUGUGCGCAUCAGUAAUGUGUGA